This is a messenger RNA of Sceloporus undulatus (fence lizard), 2669 nucleotides long. It is a transcript of the gene SRM, whose product is annotated as spermidine synthase. The record is from RefSeq and is a predicted model, not a curated record. The transcript is spliced from 8 exons. Gene Ontology annotation, molecular function: spermidine synthase activity. The coding region runs from base 99 to 1043 and encodes 314 amino acids. NCBI's taxonomy places the organism in Eukaryota, Metazoa, Chordata, Lepidosauria, Squamata, Phrynosomatidae. Gene Ontology annotation, biological process: spermidine biosynthetic process. Gene Ontology annotation, cellular component: cytosol.
CCCGGGUUCGGUUGAGGCGUGCCCAGGUGGCAGGUGGCAUCCUUGCCAUUGCAAAGGAGGGCUGUGCAAAGGAAAGGGAGCCCAGUGCGUCUGCUCUCAUGGAGCCUGGCUUGGAAGGAGAAGGAGAAGGAGAAGGAAGGGAGGCCAAGGCCAGCAGCAGCAGCAGCAGCAGCACAGCCCUGGUCCAGGAGGGAUGGUUCCGGGAGACCUGCAGCCUCUGGCCCGGACAGGCCCUUUCCCUGCAAGUGGAGGAGGUCCUGCACCACCGCAGAUCCCCUUUCCAGGAGAUCCUCGUCUUCAGGAGCAAAACCUAUGGGAACGUCUUGGUGCUCGAUGGCGUUAUCCAGUGUACAGAACGGGACGAGUUUUCGUACCAGGAGAUGAUCGCCAACCUGCCUUUGUGCAGCCACCCUCAUCCGCGAAAGGUGCUCAUCAUUGGAGGCGGCGAUGGCGGCGUCUUACGGGAAGUCGUGAAGCACCCCUCGGUCGAGUCCGUAAUACAGUGUGAAAUCGAUGAGGAUGUGAUCCAAGCAUCGAAGAAGUACCUCCCGGGGAUGGCUGUGGGAUACUCCAGCCCCAAACUCACUUUACACGUCGGGGACGGCUUUGAAUUCAUGAAGCAGAACCAAGAGGCUUUCGACGUGAUCAUCACAGACUCCUCGGACCCCAUGGGUCCUGCAGAAAGCCUCUUUAAGGAAUCCUACUACCAACUGAUGAAGACCGCUCUGCGGGAAGAUGGCAUCCUCUGUUGUCAAGGGGAAUGCCAGUGGUUGCACCUCGACCUGAUCAAGGAGAUGUGGCAGUUCUGCAAGUCCCUCUUCCCUGUGGUGGAGUACGCCUAUUGCACCAUCCCAACAUACCCAAGCGGACAGAUCGGCUUCAUGCUCUGCAGCAAAAAUCCGAACACUAACUUCCGGCAACCUGUCAAAUGCCUGACCCAGGAGCAAGUAGAAGAAAUGAACCUCAAGUAUUACAACUCGGACGUCCACCGGGCCGCCUUCGUCCUGCCAGAAUUUGCACGAAAGGCGCUGAGCGCUGUGUGAAAAACGCUGCCGGGCCGCUUCGACCGCUUGCCUCGGACCGCACGGUUUUUGGAGCGACCUCAACCUCGGGGUUCCCUCCGGCAAGUAGUCCGGACGCAGCGGCGCCCGCGUCCACAGCCUAUCCGCUAAAACAUUCCUUCCAAUUAUGUAUUUUAACAAGCAAAACUAAAAAGACUUUUGGGGGGCUACCAAAACGGCUCACGACGCCCGGUCCAGACCUUGCCAUGCCAUUGCUUGAACUUCGCCAUUCUUGGACCGGGAAUGUCUUAACCGACCGCCUCUUUGGGUUUCAGCCUUCCUCCUUUUUUAACCCUAUUAUCCCCCCAAUGCAAAAUUAUGUAUUUAUAACUAUGUAUCCCCCCAUUUCCCCCCAAAAUAUCCCUUCCGUUUAGCGGUUUUCUUCCAGUUAUAGGAAGAAAGUUUGCUUUGGACUCUCCAAACGCGACCGAAGGAACAAAGGAGUUGUCGGUGUCGGCUUUGUACCUGCAAGAGAUUGGAAACCAUUUCUUCUUCUCAUUUUUACUUUCCUCCUUUAGUUUGAACGCCUUUCUCGCCUUCGGAGGAUUGUAACUUCUUUCCUUAGCUUUAAAUGACAUAUCUUUUUGUUACAGAGAGAGGAAGAAAGAAGUAUGUAUUAGUCCUUUCUUUUAGUCUAGAAAUGUGCAUUUUGGCAUUGGGCGCCUUGAUGCCAAAUGUGCCCCAAUGCAUCCAAACGUUUCCAAUGGUUUGCAUUGAAACCGUUGCAAUUUUUGCGAUGUUUCGGGAUGCAAAUCCCGCACUCCCCCCCCCCCCCCCCCGUAUUUUUAAAGUUUUGCCUAUCUCAAUGCAUUUUGGUGAGAUACUUACAGAGGCGAAACAAGCGCACCGAAUCCCAGCGGCCAGAAUCCAAAGCUCCAAAGCGCGGCCGAUUCCUUAAAGGAAAACGGGGGUUUCUUCAACACCUUUUGUUACUCCUCCUCCCAACGUCUCUUUAGUAUUAUUAUUACGUCUUGGAUCACUUUAUAUAAUGCUCUGAAAUUAAACCUUAUCCUUGUUUUUAGAGGAGAUGUGGGGCAACCAUGGAGGUCUAAGAGGCCAAAUUCGCCGCAUGUAAUAAUUUGGAUGAACUCCCUUUAGCUGCUUCUGCAAAAAAAUAACCAAAUUUGGGAUUAAUUUAAUAAAUAAAUAGAUAAAAUGCCCCAAAAUGUCCUCAUAGGGGCUACUUUUACCAUGUUUUGGGCACAUUUUCGGGUCAGUAGAAGCCUUUUUCUAUCAACAACAGAAUAGAAGUCGCUUCCCCCCAAAAACAUGAUGGAAAUGCCCCUUAGAGAGGAUAUUUGGGGGCCUUGUCUCCCACUUUUUUGGAGGGGAAUAUCCCCCCCCCCCCCCAAAGUGGUUUCCUUUCUUUUCGCUCGCGGCGGUUGGCGGGGGUUUUCCCGGCGCCAACCUUUUGGAGCAGGGAAAAGGGGGAGAAAGAAAGACAGAGCGAAGACAUCAUAUUCCCACCCAAAAGGCAUUCACCUUGCCUUCGGUCAAGCCACCAGACUUGGGUGCGUUGGACUACAAUCCCAAUGCUGUCUGGGGAUGAUGGGGUUGUAGUCCAAGGAGAGUUGAGGACAGUACAAGAGUUUAAUAAAUAAACUAAUA